AUGGACCGAAUCCCGCUAGAAGUCUACCGCCUCAUCGUCUCCAUGAUUGACGACGAGGAAGAAGACUCGCUUUGUGCACCCGACAGAGACUGCAGUCCGUCCACCACUGCUGACGUAGGAACCUUGCAAUCAGUCUCCAACUCCCAAGUCCAGUCGCAUACAACCAGCAGUCGGAGACACUCGUCUUCAAUCGUGGAGUCAACAAAGAACAUGCAACGAAGGCUGCAGAAUCGACUAGCUGCGUUUCGCAAAUUUCAGCUUUUGACGUUGGUACGCAAGCUAUGUGCCAAUAUGCCCACGAAAGGCAAGAGGGAAGAUUUAGACACGGAGCCCGGAAUGACAAUUAAUCGGCUCGCGACCUUGAAAUCGUUACGACUAUGCAACAAAAAGCUCGCUUUGAUGACCGCAGAGUUUGUGUUCGAAGAGGUCCUGUUACACUUCACAGAAGAGAGCCACGCAAAGCUCGAGGAUAUCUCGCAGCAUACCUACAGGAAACAUGUUCGAGUGCUGCACAUCGUGCCAAAAGCCAUCUCUGGCCCACUCCUCCAGAAAAAAGAAUUUGGACAAUGGCUUCGAGGAGAAAGGACGCUGAUCGACAAUCCACUGGUCUUGUACGUUGGCCAGGAUUACGCAGGACCUUUGGUCAUGCCGGAUUGCGCUAAAAUCUCUCGAAAGGCAAUCAAGUUCCAUUAUAAAGAAUACUCGUCGCUUCACGCCGAGCAGCAAAAGCUCUUCUCUACGGCUGAAGGUAUUUUGCAAGCCGCCGUUGGCCGUCUCCCACAGCUCAAACGGGUUGAAUCCGGUCUAUCAUGGGACUGGACUCGCAGAAGACAGGACAUUCCACCAAAUGACUUUGAACCUAAGCCCGGUUGGAAUUGGCACUUCAAGAGGCUGGAUAUUUCGCCAAGAGAUGACAUUAUAGAUAGAGUAUGGAAGACAGGAUCCUGUCAGACAAACUUCGACAUGGACCAGGGCACAAUGAUUCUGAGGGCAAUAGCUUACGGAAGGGCUUCCUCUGGGGCUCAUAUCGACGCUGGGCCUCUAUUUCGAGACUUGAGCAAAAUAGUCAUGGAAAUCAAGGAUCCCAAGGAGAAAGCCGUGGUCGAGACACUCAUGACCGGCACUAAACAUUUCAAUUUUUACCUAAAAUUGGCCGAUCUUGAUGAAGUUCAGGACCUCAUGUCCUCCGGCACAAUCAUAAGCUUUCUACAGACGAUGCCAAAACUUGAAAGCCUGCGUUUUCGAUCUACAUACCUUGGCACAGAAGACCGAUUGGAAAAUGCGUUCGGCAACAGCAUCACAUGGCCCCAUCUCACCUAUUUUUCCAUCAAAUCUGUCGACAACUUCGAUUUCGGCGGCCUCGCCGCACUGAUCCAACGUCACAAGGCCAGCCUCCGCCAGCUUGCACUGUAUGAUGUUUAUUACGACUAUGAGAAUCGGAGCGAUCUGUGGGCAGAUUUGCGAGCAGGCGCCCUGGACAAGAUCCGAAUCUGGAGCAUGGGUCGGAGAGCAGCCGAGCAAGGGCCGUCCGACCUGGACUGGGAACGCGAGGCUCAUGGGUGGGCUAAUCCUGGAUCGCCUUAUGUGUUCUCUGGCGGAGCAUGGUCACCUAAACUUGGAUCAGAUCUCCGGGAAGAACUUGUGGCCAAGUUGUUUCCAUCAUUCGCGCAUACACAAGGAGGUCUGUUGGCGGAGGACGAAGAUUGGACCAAAGAGGCGGGAAGCGAGAUAUAG
Messenger RNA from Letharia columbiana, 1734 nucleotides. RefSeq lists its product as uncharacterized. The record is from RefSeq and is a predicted model, not a curated record. The coding region runs from base 1 to 1734 and encodes 577 amino acids. The transcript has a single exon. Lineage: Eukaryota; Fungi; Ascomycota; Lecanoromycetes; Lecanorales; Parmeliaceae.